AUGAUAUUUUCAUUCAUGCUGGAAGUUGAUAUUCGAGGACUAAAGUAUCAUUUCCCUUUAACUCGAGAAAAUCCGAAUGAAUUUUAUAUAAACUUUUUACGGAUCCCGCAAUAUGUUGCGUGCAAAAACUUUCGAAUUCAAUCAGAAUUACUGCUGAUGCAGAGUUCAGCUGGACAGUUAAGAGCAAUUUUAUCAAGUACAAUAUCCCCACUCGUCAGUAUUACUUUAAAACUGUUUCUUGCUUUCGCUGAAAAAAGUAAGCUUAUGACGGUAAUUAAUGGGAAGGCCAGGCAUUAUAACGAUCAAUUGAGCCUCAUAGCAAUCAUUGUUGCAGAACUCCAGGAUUCUUCGGAAUUCGGAGUUUUAAGGUUCUGGGUCAGUAAACCUUCGGAAAGUGCGUAUAUUAUCCGAAAAUUUCGAGUAACAAUGGUUUCAAAUGAAUGUAAAUAUGGAGUAAGACGAUUCUGUUACGAAAGCACUCCGGACAAAUUCCUAACUUCUAUCUAUUUCCCUGAUAUUGAUAGUAAACCUCCUACUCCUCUUACCAAAUCAUUAUUUGGAGGAUUGCUGGUAUCAUUUCAGCGAUACCUGAAACAAUUCUUCUGUCUAUUGAGAUUUUUUGGUUAA
Molecule: messenger RNA, 627 nt
Organism: Loa loa (African eye worm)
Lineage: Eukaryota; Metazoa; Nematoda; Chromadorea; Rhabditida; Onchocercidae
Exons: 3
Coding region: 1-627 (208 amino acids)
Source: RefSeq, a predicted model, not a curated record